Pyricularia oryzae 70-15 is the source of this 304-nucleotide messenger RNA. RefSeq lists its product as uncharacterized. The record is from RefSeq and is a predicted model, not a curated record. The coding region runs from base 1 to 261 and encodes 86 amino acids. Lineage: Eukaryota; Fungi; Ascomycota; Sordariomycetes; Magnaporthales; Pyriculariaceae. The transcript has 3 exons.
AUGCAUCCACUGGCGGAAUGCAGAGCGACAAUUUUAGAUGGUGGGCGAGGUGGGCUACAGGGAAUAAUUCUACGACACAGUAGGGAGGUUGUACCGGCAGACAAUGACCGACCGUUGAAAAGUGGCAAUGGCUGCGGAAAAAAGGAACGCUUCCUGUCACCCCUGAGGAAAACGGGAGAUCUGUGUUACACGAAUUGGAGUCAGCCUCCAGUCCCGGUUCAGUUCCAGAUGCACAAAGAAUAUUCACAAGGAAAUAAUUGAGAAAAUUAAAUGAAAAGUAUACAAUAAAAACGAUCUAAAUGGC